This is a messenger RNA of Myzus persicae (green peach aphid), 1919 nucleotides long. RefSeq names its product piggyBac transposable element-derived protein 3-like. Bases 9 to 1271 code for a protein of 420 amino acids. The transcript has 2 exons. The record is from RefSeq and is a predicted model, not a curated record. NCBI's taxonomy places the organism in Eukaryota, Metazoa, Arthropoda, Insecta, Hemiptera, Aphididae.
AAUAUCGUAUGUUUUGGUCCAAUGAAACUCGUUUCCCUACAGUAGCUGAUACAAUGUCGAGAAAUAGAUUUGAUAAUUUAAGAACUUUUUUUCAUGUUAAUGACAACACUGAAAUGCUGCCACGAGAACAAAAAGACCAUGAUAAACUGUUCAAAGUUAGACCGUUUUUAAAUUAUAUUCGCAGUAACAUGAGGAAGAUACAUGUAGAAGAGUUUACUUCUGUUGAUGAAAUUAUUAUACCUUUCAAGGGAAGGACUCUUAUGAAACAAUAUAACAAAAACAAGCCACACAAAUGGGGAAUUAAGUUAUUUGCAAUUGCAUCAAAAAGUGGUAUUGUUCAUGACUUUGAAAUUUACAUUGGUAAAGGAACUUUACCUCCAUCUGAACACGGUUUAGGUAUAAGUGGUGAUGUUGUUAUGAGAUUAUCUGAAUGUAUUCCAAAAAAUGAGAAUUAUAAGCUCUCCAUGGAUAACUGGUUCAAUUCAUAUAAUUUACAAUGCAAAUUAAAAUAUGAAGGUAUUUUGAGUGUUGGUACUGUGAGGUCUAACCGUAUUGCUGGUUGUCCAUUAGAAAACGAUAAGACAAUAAAAUCAAAGGGACGUGGAUAUUUUGAUUACUCUGUUGAUACCGAAAACAAGAUUGUAGUGACAAAAUGGUUAGACAACAAAAUAGUACAUGUUAUAUCAAAUUAUAAAGGACCACUUCCUGUGGAAAAUGUGAAAAGGUGGUCAGUAGCUCAAAAACAUAAUGUGGAAGUCCCCAGACCAGCAGCAAUUGGAGAGUACAAUUCUUACAUGGGUGGUAUAGAUCUUCAUGAUAUGCUUGUAGAACUCUACCGUGUUAAUAUAAGAGUUAGACGGUUUUAUUUACGUAUAAUAUACCAUUUAUUAGACAUGUGUGUUGUGAACUCGUGGCUCUUAUACAGGAGACACUGUAAGCAACUAAAUAUGAAAAAGUACAUAAGUCUUAUAAAAUUCAAAUCUGAAAUAGCACAUGCAUUACUAUUGUCUGGAAAAAACAAACCCAAUAAAAGAGGUAGACCUUUGUCAACUACACCACCAAAACCAAAAAAAAGAUUAUUUACUCCAAGACCCGUGGAUGAUGUAAAAUAUGACGAAACUGCACAUUGGCCAAUUCCUAUUGAUAAAAAACAAAGAUGUAAACAUUGCAUAAACGCAUAUACCACUAUGACAUGUAAUAAAUGUAACAUGCAUCUCUGUUUGACAAAAAGUAGAAUGUGUUUUAUAGCUUUUCAUCGUAAACAGCCGUAAAAUAAAAAAUAAAAUAGUCCACAAAAAAAUAAUAAUAAAAAAACAAACAUAUUUUAUUUAAUUAUUUUACUAUUUUGUUUAUAUAAUUUUAAACUGUUGAAGUUAUUUUUUUAUUGUAAUAUUUAUGUAAUGAAAGGAAAAACUCAUAAGACUGAGGAUGAAACUUCCAAAUUCCAAUAUCUUUUUUAAGUUGUUUUGUUUGAAUUUUAAAGAAAAGAGUACCUAGUUGAUUUUUAUUUGAUUGUUUAAUUUAAUCUAUUCAAAUUAAUUUUUUAUUUUACUAUUAUGUAUUGAAAAGGAAAAACUCAUAAGACUGAGGAUUAAACUUCCAAUAUUUUUUUAAAAAUUGUUUUGUUUGAAUUUUAAAGGAUAGAGUAGUUGAUUUUUAUUUGAUUUUAUAAUUUAAUAUAAUAAUAUAUAUUAAUUAUGUUUCAUUUUAAUAAAAGAAAUUUUGUUUUUGAAAGUGUUCAUUAUGUGUUCUUUAUAUGCCCAGUGAUUAUUAUAUGCAUCAUGUUGGUACUUAAGUCAUUUAAUGAUCGAAAAAUCUGAAAAAAAAUUUUUUACCUUUAUUUAGUCCCAAAUAUACCAAAAACCAAAAAAAAAAUUUUUGUUUUGAAAAAUUGUCAUGCCUGGGCCUGAAAGGGUUAA